Molecule: messenger RNA, 1050 nt
Organism: Mya arenaria
Lineage: Eukaryota; Metazoa; Mollusca; Bivalvia; Myida; Myidae
Product: isatin hydrolase-like
Exons: 5
Coding region: 77-949 (290 amino acids)
Molecular function (GO): arylformamidase activity
Source: RefSeq, a predicted model, not a curated record
AUCUCAAACUGCCUUGCUUAUGAUGUUGGACAAUAAAUACGUUUUACGUGGCAUUAAAUAAAGAAGCAGGUUGAGAAUGAUGUGUAUUAUUUGGACACUCGUGCUGCUGGUUGCCAUUAUUCCCCGGCCCGGGGGUGGUACUGUGGUGGAUCUAACGCACACAUAUGGACCGGACGUGUUGUACCCACCCAUCGGCCCUGGGGGAACGGCUGAUAUGUUCAACUUCACUAUCAUGCAUCGCGGCUAUGAACCAUCUCUUGACGCCUGGCUUGAAAUAAACUGGUUCGGCGUGUUCGAGCACGGAAGCACCCAUGUUGACGCGCCUGCGCACUACGCACAGGGUCGCGCGCACCUGCACGAAAUUCCCGUGGAACAGUUGAUUGGUCCGGGCGUUAUGAUCGACAUCACUGACAAGGCGAAACAUGACAAAGAUUAUUUGCUAACAAUACAGGACAUUUUGGCCUGGGAAGAAGAUCAUGCGCAAAUCCCGCAAGCUUCUAUCGUGAUGCUGAACACUGGAAAACACAAGCUUUAUCCCAACAGGAAGUUGUUCUACGGCACCGAGACGCCUGACGACAUGACCACCUACCAUAACCCCGGCGUCAACCCGGAUACCGCGAAAUGGCUGAUUCAGAAUAGACAGGUCAAAGCCUUCGGUACGGACGCCCACUCCUGCGAUCCCGGGCAGAACAGCAACCGAAACCGUUGCCAUGAAGAAUUUCUUCCAAAUGGCGUCAUUCUGCUGGAGUUCGUGGCAAACCUCGAUCGGAUGCCUCCGGUGAAUUCCACGAUCUUCCUUGGACCAAUGAAAAUGCGUGACGGAAGUGGCGGACCUUGCCGAAUUUUGGCAAUCUAUGGCGAAGAUAUUGCCGGCGUGUCUGCUGGAAACGCGAUGUCAUUUUCGAUUCUGCUGUCUACGUCUGCACUUGUUUUGAAUUUACUGUUAUAAAUAAUGACUCAUUUUCCCACAACGAUGAACGUGAAACGCAUAUUAUUCAAGAUAAUAUUAUUUUAGCAACCUUUAGUCAUAACAUAACUAUUAUCUUUAUU